CUUGCCUUUGGAUUGGGCUUUGGAAGUUUUGUCCAUCAAAAGGAACCUUCCUGGAAGAUUCCGGCCAUGGUAUGCGCGGGAUUUUGGGGUUUUACCGCUUUCACUGUGGAUCAAGAAGGCCUCUUUGGGUUUAUCCCCAAUCAUAUUAUGAAUUACUGGCGCAAUCAAGUCUUUUAUGACCUUCUGUUUUCGGCCGGUCUCUUUUGGUUUGCCCUUGCCAAACGUGCCAAGAAAGUCGGAAUGCCUUUGUUACCCUGGUUCAUUUAUGUCGUUAGCGUUGCAAGCCUUGGAGGAUUGAACAUGUAUGCUCGAAUCUUGUACCUUGAAGAACAGCAAGGUAAAUUGGAUGAUUGUCCUGUGAAUGUCAACAGUCGUCUCCUCUAA
Messenger RNA from Cylindrotheca closterium, 384 nucleotides. The record is from the annotation of a GenBank genome assembly. NCBI's taxonomy places the organism in Eukaryota, Bacillariophyta, Bacillariophyceae, Bacillariales, Bacillariaceae.